Molecule: messenger RNA, 3130 nt
Organism: Trichechus manatus latirostris (Florida manatee)
Lineage: Eukaryota; Metazoa; Chordata; Mammalia; Sirenia; Trichechidae
Gene: WASF1
Product: WASP family member 1
Exons: 10
Coding region: 743-2422 (559 amino acids)
Biological process (GO): actin cytoskeleton organization; positive regulation of Arp2/3 complex-mediated actin nucleation
Cellular component (GO): SCAR complex; lamellipodium; cytoskeleton
Molecular function (GO): protein kinase A regulatory subunit binding; actin binding; Arp2/3 complex binding
Source: RefSeq, a predicted model, not a curated record
AGCACUGUUCUCUCCGUCCCCCUCCCCCAGACUGAGGAUUGGGCAAUACCAUACAGCCUCAGGAAAGAGGGGAAUAGCGAUCGUUACCCCCCCACCCGCUGAUAGGUGAGUGGGUGGAGGCUGAGUUUCCCGCAACGGCUACACCUGGGCACUGGAGACUGAAGAAGAACGUGAGAGUCUUAAGUUCGAAGACCUUUACGGGCGGGGAAUAGUUCCUGGUGGGAAGGAUGGGAUGUUAGGUGGAGAGAGUCCAGCGGUCCCCCCUGCUUCUGGCGCGGGUCCCCUCGCCCGUUUGUGGAGCGUCGAGCGCGGGGAGGGGGCGGGUGGGGGGCGGCGGCGGUUCGCGGUGUUGUUCGCUGGCGCGUCGAGCACACGGUGAGUCCGGCGACCGGCGGACGCCGCAGGCGGCGGUCCCUGUGCCUCGUAGCCUUAGCCGCUGGCCGGAGCGGGUUCUACCCCGGAGCCCGACGUUCCUGGGGGCUCUAGGUGGAGUCUGGAGAGCUGAGGGGGACCGGCGGCCACCGUCGAAGCAUGAAGAAGGGGUAAGCAAGAGCCCCCCUAAGAUUUCACGCAUGCCCCCUAGCUUCGGCACUCUGACGCCUUCUCUUGCACUUGCGGAUGAUGAACUGAAAUGAUGAAAAGACAGCAUUUCUGACCUGAACAUUCACGACCUGUCUUAUAACCGAUUAAUUAGUUAAUCCCUAGGUACACUAGGUGAACUGGCACAGAGGUUGAUCUCAACAUGCCAUUAGUAAAAAGAAACAUCGAUCCAAGGCACUUGUGCCACACGGCACUGCCUAGAGGUAUUAAGAAUGAACUGGAAUGUGUAACCAAUAUUUCCUUGGCAAAUAUAAUUAGACAACUAAGUAGCCUAAGUAAAUAUGCUGAAGAUAUAUUUGGAGAAUUAUUCAAUGAAGCACAUAGUUUUUCCUUCAGAGUUAACUCACUGCAAGAACGUGUGGACCGUUUAUCUGUCAGUGUUACACAGCUUGAUCCAAAAGAAGAAGAAUUGUCUUUGCAAGAUAUAACAAUGAGAAAAGCUUUCCGAAGUUCUACAGUUCAAGAUCAGCAGCUUUUCGACCGCAAGACUUUGCCAAUUCCAUUACAGGAGACAUAUGAUGUUUGUGAACAGCCUCCUCCUCUCAAUAUACUCACUCCUUAUAGAGAUGAUGGUAAAGAAGGUUUGAAGUUUUAUACCAAUCCUUCAUAUUUCUUUGAUCUAUGGAAAGAAAAAAUGUUGCAAGAUACAGAGGAUAAGAGGAAGGAAAAAAGGAAACAGAAGCAGAAAAAUCUAGAUCGUCCUCAUGAACCAGAAAAAGUGCCGAGAGCACCUCAUGACAGGCGGAGAGAAUGGCAGAAGCUGGCCCAAGGUCCAGAGCUGGCUGAAGACGAUGCUAAUCUCUUACAUAAGCAUAUUGAAGUUGCUAAUGGCCCAGCUUCUCAUUUUGAAACAAGACCUCAGACAUAUGUGGAUCAUAUGGAUGGAUCUUAUUCACUUUCUGCCUUGCCAUUUAGUCAGAUGAGUGAACUUCUGACUAGAGCUGAGGAGAGAGUCUUAGUGAGACCACACGAACCACCUCCACCUCCACCAGUGCACGGAGCAGGAGAUGCGAAACCCAUACCCACCUGUAUCAGUUCUGCUACAGGUUUGAUAGAAAAUCGUCCUCAGUCACCAGCUACAGGCAGAACACCUGUGUUUGUGAGCCCCACCCCCCCACCUCCUCCACCACCUCUUCCAUCUGCCUUGUCAACUUCUUCAUUAAGAGCUUCGAUGACUUCAACUCCUCCCCCACCAGUACCUCCCCCACCUCCACCUCCAAGCACUGCUUUGCAAGCUCCAGCAGUACCACCACCGCCAGCUCCUCUUCAGAUUGCCCCUGGAGUUCUUCACCCAGCUCCUCCUCCAGUUGCACCUCCUUUAGUGCAGCCCUCUCCUCCAGUAGCUAGAGCUGCCCCAGUAUGUGAGACUGUACCAGUUCAUCCACUCCCACAAGGUGAAGUUCAGGGGCUGCCUCCUCCCCCACCACCGCCUCCUCUGCCUCCUCCUGGCGUUCGACCAUCAUCACCUGUCACAGUUGCAGCUCUUGCUCAUCCUCCCUCUGGGCUACAUCCAACUCCACCUACUGCUCCAGGUCCCCAUGUUCCAUUAAUGCCUCCAUCUCCUCCAUCACAAGUUAUACCUGCUUCUGAGCCAAAGCGUCAUCCAUCAACCCUACCUGUAAUCAGUGAUGCCAGGAGUGUACUUCUGGAAGCAAUACGAAAAGGUAUUCAGCUACGCAAAGUAGAAGAACAGCGUGAACAGGAAGCUAAACAUGAACGCAUUGAAAAUGAUGUUGCCACCAUCUUGUCUCGCCGUAUUGCUGUGGAAUAUAGUGAUUCAGAAGAUGAUUCAGAAUUUGAUGAAGUAGAUUGGUUGGAGUAAGAAAAAUGCAUCGAUAAAUAUUACAAAACUGAAUGCAAAUGUCCUUUGUGGUGCUUGUUCUUUGAAAAUGUUCGGUCAUUCUAGUGUUCUGGUUUCUUUUCCUUGUUAAAUAACCCUUUCCUCCAUGAUCUUUGAUUUCUAAGAAAAAAAUUUCAACUAAAUGUUUUAUAGUGGCUACUAAAUGUUUUAUAGUGGCUUAUCAUAUUUUUUCCCCAGAAAAGACAUAAUUCGAUCAAAUAAACCACUAAGUAUUAAGCAUGGAUAGCUGUUGUUAGAGUAGCAGAUUCAGUUUUUCUGUAUAUAUUAAUUGUGCACUUUGUGAAUUUUAAUUUAAAGAAAGCAACUGAGAUUGAAUCUUGAGGGCAGCUGCAUCUAUUAAUGAGCCUUAUUACAUUGCCAUAUGUUUUACAAGAAGAAACACUGCCUUGGUUUUAUGAGUACAUUCAGAAAGUACAUUUAGCUUGUAGUGUUGAAUUCUCUUAAAGGAAUGCUUGAAUUCUUGUUUAAUUAUUGUUUUAUUGUUUUUAAAUACUUAUUUGAAUGUUUAGCAGUGCCCCUUUCCCACUUAUAUAUUGUGUGGUACAAUUUUGCUUGCCUGUAAGAGUUUAAAAUUUUUCCAUGUGAAAUACUCUGACUUAAACAUACAUGUAACUUCCAUAACUGUUAAGAAUAACAGUCUGAUUUAAUAAAUGGUUCAUUUUAAAGGUU